Musa acuminata AAA Group (dessert banana) is the source of this 2993-nucleotide messenger RNA. Its product is annotated as integrin-linked protein kinase 1-like. Gene Ontology annotation, biological process: protein phosphorylation. The record is from RefSeq and is a predicted model, not a curated record. Gene Ontology annotation, molecular function: ATP binding; protein binding; protein serine/threonine kinase activity. The transcript has 11 exons. Bases 254 to 1714 code for a protein of 486 amino acids. NCBI's taxonomy places the organism in Eukaryota, Viridiplantae, Streptophyta, Magnoliopsida, Zingiberales, Musaceae.
AAUCUCCUCCCCACCUCAACUCCUCCUCCAUUCCCUCCCCUCCGCUAAUUCACAGCCACUUCCACCCCGAUUCCUUCUCCUCGACCUCCCGCCUUCCUCCAAGUCUCCUCCCCGCCCUGGUUCUCGAUCGAACCAGGGGUCUGCAUCCCGAUCUCCUCCGAAACUCUCUUCCAAAGAUGUGAUUUUUCCAUUCUUUUUCUUGUCUCUGUCUUCUUGAUUAGUGGGGUUGGGGCUUUUCCUUUGAUCGAGGGAGAUGGAGCAGGCGUCCCCCCAGCUCAACCGCGUCGUCUCGCGGCAGCUCUCCGGGGGCUCCGGGAGGAGAAGCGGUCGGUUCACCUUCCAGCGGAACCGCUCCUUCGAUCAUCGGCUGAGCAACGUGAUCCGGUUCAGCUUCGGGCGGCAGUCCUCGCUCGACCCGAACCGCAGGAGCAGCAGCCCCGCCAGGGAGGAGCUCACGGUGCCAGAGAACCUGGAUUCCACCAUGCAGCUCCUUUUCUUGGCCAGCCGAGGGGACUUCAAGGGGAUGGAAGAGCUCCUCAGGUGCGGCGUCGAUGUGAAUAGCAUCGAUCUGGACGGCAGGACGGCGCUGCAUAUAGCGGCGUGUGAGGGGCAUGUCAACGUCGUGAAGCUGCUGCUGAGCUGGAGAGUCAACGUAGAUGCCAGGGAUCGAUGGGGCAGCACGGCUGCUGCAGAUGCCAAGUGCUAUGGCAAUGUUGAAGUCUACAACAUCUUAAGAGCUCGAGGAGCCAAAGCUCCGAAAACCUGGAGGACUCCCAUGGCUGUGUCAGAUUCCCAAGAAGUUCCAGAGUAUGAGCUAAAUCCAGGGGAGAUCCAGAUUAGACGAGGUGAAGAGGCCCUAAAGGGUACUUAUCAAGUUGCUAAGUGGAAUGGUACUAAGGUUUCUGUGAAAAUCCUUGACAAGGAAAGCCAUUCAGAUCCAGACAGUGUAAAUUCUUUCAAGCAUGAGUUGAAUCUGUUACAAAAGGUCCGGCAUCCUAAUGUAGUUCAGUUUGUAGGAGCUGUAACCCAAAAUGUACCUAUGAUGAUUGUUUCGGAGUAUCAGUCAAACGGUGACUUAGGGAGCUAUCUUCAAAAGAAAGGACGUCUACAGCCCCAUAAAGUUCUUAGAUUCGCUCUUGAAAUUGCCAGGGGUAUGAAUUAUCUUCAUCAAUGUAAGCCAGAACCAAUCAUUCAUUGCGAUUUAAAACCAAAAAAUAUCUUGCUCGAUUGUGGGGGGCAAUUGAAGGUGGCCGGUUUUGGAUUAAUGAAGUUAUCAAAAAUUUCAUCUGAUAAAUCAAAAUUGGCAGAUUCCAAAACUAAAAUUAACAGUUUGAGCUUGUACAUGGCACCUGAAAUUUACAAGGACGAAAUCUUUGAUAUGAGCGUUGAUGCAUUCUCUUUUGGUCUCAUUCUGUAUGAGAUGAUCGAAGGAGCACCAGCUUUCCACCCAAAGAGUCCAGAAGAAGCUUCAAGAUUGAUUUGCUUGAAAGGCAUGAGACCUCCAUUGAAGAACAAAUCUAAAAGUUAUCCUCCAGAGGUUAAGGAGUUGAUCGAAGAGUGUUGGGAUCCCGAGCCUAUCACGAGACCGACCUUUUCGGAGAUAAUUGUUCGACUUGAUAGAAUCUAUGCUGCCUGUUCUAAGCAGCAGGGAAGUUGGAAAGAGACCUUUAAACUCCCCUGGUAUGCACUCAUUCAUGUACUUCAAGAAGAUUAGGAUUCAUGUGAGAAAAUAUAUGAGCAUUCUUGAAUAUUUCUUAUGUUAUUAAUGAGAAAGUGAUCAUGUAGUUUCUCUAUUGAUAGACAGGUGAAGACACCAUGCAUUGACCCCCUCCACACUCCUUAGCUUUGUCCACUAGAUUCAUUUUUCUUAAAAAAAGAAUUAUGAUUCAUUCCUUUGGAAACUUUACAAAAGAAAGUUAAGCCUUUUAUGGGGAUCUCUUUCGAAACAAAAUAGUGCAUUCGCUUGAUCUAGAUCAAUAGCACAAUUCUAUCUCAUAUAGUUUUAUAACUAUUUGUCCUACCUUUACUAUUAUAUUGGGUAUUGAUAGGCAUGUAUUUUGCAUAAUUGUAUAUAUAAUGCAAGACAUAUUCUUGAAUAAAAUGCUUAGCAAGUAUAUGUUGUUUUUCCAACUACAAACUUAAUUACAAGGCAAAAAAGUUCUUGUUAUUAUUUAAAAAAGAAUAUAGCAUAGAAUUGGUCUUGGAUAACACUUGGAUGAAAAAAAAAAAUGCUAUUUUAUCUUGUGAUCUAUGUUUUCCCUGUGUUGCACCUAAUAUAUUAUCAGGUUUAAUCAUCAACUACAUAUUUUUCCUAAACUUUGCUGGUUGGGUACCUCUUCAUCUCAUGUAUGAAUCCAAGAGCUCCAGGUAGCUGUUUGAGGCUUUCUUAAGCACUCAUUAUGGUUGUAUCCACAGUCCAAACAUAAUUCAUCUGCCUUUUUCCAUUCAUGCUGUUGUAGUUGGUUACUGUCUUUUAUUUCAUUUGACAAGAUGUCAUCAUUGAUUUGCAGGAAAUAAUGAGAAAAGGUGGAAGGCCUCAUCAUGUUUUCCUGCAGAUGUACAUGAUAAACACAACCAUCUGCUACAGUGUACAUUUUCUUGUUCACAGUUGAAAUACACAAUUGAAGCAUCAUCCUGUGUACUUUUUAUAUUCUGAUUCAUAUUUAUUGUUGAAAAAAACAAAAUGACAUUUGAGAUCUCUACACAAAUUUUUGAUCUGUGAGAAAUGAUGGCACCAACUCAUCCUUUUAUUUAAAAAAAGCCUAUGAAUCCUCACAUGUUGCUUAGCCAUUUACCAAGUUAUAAUUUCUCUAUACUCACAUUAGUAUUUAUAAUUUUCAAGGUUCUGAUAUCAUACUACUACAUAUCGGUAUGCCGAUAUUUAUCAAUUAGUACUGGUGCACACCAAAUUAAAAAAAAAAAAAAAAAAGAUUAGAAACAAUUAGUACUGGUCCACACCAAAUAAAAAAAAUUAAAAAAAAGAACUACUAACA